Messenger RNA from Panthera uncia (snow leopard), 5592 nucleotides. RefSeq names its product phospholipid-transporting ATPase ABCA3-like. Gene Ontology annotation, molecular function: ATP binding; ABC-type transporter activity; lipid carrier activity. Bases 312 to 4187 code for a protein of 1291 amino acids. NCBI's taxonomy places the organism in Eukaryota, Metazoa, Chordata, Mammalia, Carnivora, Felidae. Gene Ontology annotation, biological process: transmembrane transport; lipid transport. Gene Ontology annotation, cellular component: membrane; intracellular membrane-bounded organelle. The transcript has 21 exons. The record is from RefSeq and is a predicted model, not a curated record.
AGACAGAGGGCAGGGAUUGUCUAGACAGAUGGCUGUGGUCCUUGUCUAGACAGAGGGCGGGGAAGCUUCCUCAUAGCAAGGGAAGGCCAGGCCUUUUGGCUCCUCUUGCUUAUUUUGUGAGCUCCUGUGUAGCUGAGUGAGGGCCAGUCAGGCGUGGAGACACAGCCUCCCUCCUGUUUUGCCCGGACAGUGCCCCGGACUGGAACAUUCAGCAGCCUGUCUUUGGUUUAAAGGUCCUCAUUUACUUUUCAUCUGUGUCACAUGUGAGUUGUCUGCACCACCAACAAGCCUGUGAGGGAUUGUGUGCCCAAAUGGCGGGUCAGGAAAGAGGCUCAGAGCCUCCCCGGGUAGAUGAGGGAGGAGCCGCGUGCACCCGCGCCCCACAGAGGCCUCGGGCCGCCCCACCUCUGCAGCAGGGCCCCGGGCGAGGGCUGUUUGCUGACAGUGUUUGGCGUGUCGGGGAACCUGCUGCCAUUCCUCACAAACACAACGAACUGACACGAGUUGGCUGCUUGAGACCCGUCUGCUUUUCACCCCAGCCCUCGUACUGGUGCGGGCACCCACGGACAGUUUUGGGGAAAGAAGAGGAAGAUGAUGAUCCAGAGAAAGUGCUCAGAACCGAGUACUUUGAGGCUGAGCCAGAGGACCUGGUGGCCGGGAUCAAGAUCAAGCAUGUGACCAAGGUGUUCAGAGUGGGGAACAAGGGCAAAGCAGCCGUCAGAGACCUGAAUCUGAACCUGUACGAGGGGCAGAUCACGGUGCUGCUGGGCCACAACGGCGCGGGGAAGACCACCACCCUCUCCAUGCUCACAGGUCUCUUUCCCCCAACCAGCGGCCGGGCGUAUAUCAACGGGUACGAGAUUUCACAGGACAUGGUUCAGAUCCGCAAGAGCUUGGGCCUGUGCCCGCAGCACGACAUCCUGUUUGACAACCUGACCGUCGCAGAACACCUGUACUUCUACGCACAGCUGAAGGGCCUGUCCCGCCUCAAGUGCCCCGAAGAGGUCCAGCGGAUGCUGCACGCCCUCAGCCUGGAGGACAAGCGGGACUCCCUGAGCAGGUGCCUGAGCGGGGGCCUGAGGCGCAAGCUGUCCAUCGGCAUCGCCCUCAUCGCGGGCUCCAAGGUGCUGAUGCUGGACGAGCCCACCUCGGGCAUGGACGCCGUCUCCAGGAGGGCCAUCUGGGACCUGCUGCAGCAGCACAAGAGCCAGCGCACCGUGCUGCUCACCACGCACUUCAUGGACGAGGCCGACCUGCUGGGGAACCGCGUGGCCAUCAUGGCCAAGGGGGAGCUUCAGUGCUGCGGGUCCUCGCUGUUCCUCAAGCAGAAGUACGGUGCGGGAUACCACAUGACGUUGGUGAAGGAGCCCCACUGUGACCCCGAGGCCAUCUCCCGGCUGGUGCGCCACCACGUCCCCAGCGCCACGCUGGAGAGCAGAGCCGGUGCAGAGCUGUCCUUCAUCCUGCCCAAGGAGAGCACCCACAGGUUCGAAAGUCUGUUUGCCAAACUGGAGAAGCAGCAGAAGGAGCUGGGGAUCGCCAGCUUCGGGGCCUCGGUCACCACCAUGGAGGAGGUCUUCCUCCGUGUGGGCAAACUGGUGGACACCAGCAUGGACAUCCAGGCCAUCCAGCUCCCUGCCCUGCAAUACCAGCACGAGAGGCGGGCGAGCGACUGGGCAGUGGACAGCCACCUGUGCGGGGCCAUGGACCCGACCGACGGCAUUGGCUCCCUGAUCGAGGACGAGUGCACCACUGCCAAGCUCAACACUGGGCUCGCCCUCCACUGCCAGCAGUUCUGGGCCAUGUUCCUGAAGAAGGCCGUGUACAGCUUGCGCGAGUGGAAGAUGGUGGUGGCCCAGGUCCUGGUCCCUCUGACGUGCGUCACCCUGGCCCUCCUGGCCGUCAACUACUCCUCGGAGACCUUUGAUGACCCCAUGCUGGAGCUGACCCUGGGCGCGUACGGCAGAACUGUCGUGCCCUUUGCUGUCCCCGGGGCUUCCCGGCUGGACCAGCAGCUGUCGGAGCAGCUGAAGGCCAUGCUGCAGGCCGAGGGCCAGGAGCCGCGGGAGGUGCUGGGUGACCUGGAGGAGUUCCUGGUUUUCAGGGCUUCGGUGGAGGGAGGUGGCUUCAACGAGCGGUGCCUGGUGGCCGUGUCCUUCAGAGACGUCGGCGAGCGGACGGUCGUCACUGCCCUGUUCAACAACCAGGCGUACCACUCCCCAGCCACCGCACUGGCUGUCGUCGACAACCUUCUGUUCAAGCUGCUGUGCGGCCCCCGGGCCUCCAUCGUGGUCUCCAACUACCCCCAGCCCCGGAGCGCCCUGCAGGCCGCCAAGGACCAGUUCAACGAGAGCCGGAAGGGAUUUGACAUUGCCCUCAACUUGCUCUUCGCCAUGGCGUUCCUGGCCAGCACGUUCUCCAUCCUGGCGGUCAGCGAGAGGGCUGUCCAGGCCAAGCACGUCCAGUUUGUGAGCGGUGUCCACGUGGCUACUUUCUGGCUCUCCGCUCUGCUGUGGGACCUCAUGUCCUUCCUCGUCCCCAGUCUGCUGCUGCUGGUGGUGUUCAAGGCCUUUGACGUGCACGCCUUCACGCACGACGGCCACAUGGCCGACGCCCUCCUGCUGCUCAUGCUCUACGGCUGGGCCAUCAUCCCCCUCAUGUACCUGAUGAACUUCUUCUUCUCGGGAGCGGCCGCUGCCUACACGAGGCUGACCAUAUUCAACAUCCUGUCGGGCAUAGCCACCUUCCUCGUGGUCACCAUCAUGCGCAUCCCAGCGGUGAAGUUAGAAGAGCUUUCCAGAACCCUGGACCACGUGUUCCUGGUGCUGCCCAACCACUGUCUGGGGAUGGCCGUCAGCAGCUUCCACGAGAACUUCGAGAUGAGGCGAUACUGCACCUCAUCGGAGGUCGCGGCACACUACUGCCGGAAAUACAACAUCCGGUACCAGCAGAACUUCUACGCGUGGAGCGCCCCGGGGGUCGGCAGGUUCGUGACCUCCAUGGCUGCUUCCGGGUUUGCCUACCUCAGCCUGCUCUUUCUCGUUGAGACUGACACGCUGUGGAGGCUGAAGACCUGCCUCUGUGCCUUCCGGAGGAGGCGGGCGCUGACGGAAGCGUACUCUCGGACAUCAGCACUCCCCGAGGACCAGGAUGUGGUGGACGAGAGGAACCGGGUCCUGGCCCCCAGCCUGGAGUCCCUGCUGGACACUCCUCUGGUUAUCAAGGAGCUUUCCAAGGUAUACGAGCAGCGGACGCCCCUGCUUGCCGUGGACAAGAUCUCCCUCGCGGUCCAGAAAGGAGAGUGCUUUGGCUUGCUGGGUUUCAACGGAGCUGGGAAAACCACGACCUUCAAAAUGCUGACCGGGGAGGAGACCAUCACUUCUGGGGACGCCUUUGUCGGGGGCUACAGCAUCAGCUCGGAAAUCGGGAAGGUACGGCAGCGAAUCGGCUACUGCCCCCAGUUCGACGCUCUGCUGGACCACAUGACGGGCCGGGAGACGCUGGUCAUGUACGCCCGGCUCCGGGGCAUCCCCGAGCGCCACAUAGGCGCCUGCGUGGAGAACACGCUUCGGGGCCUGCUUCUGGAGCCUCAUGCCAACAAGCUGGUCAGGACGUACAGUGGUGGCAACAAGCGAAAGCUGAGCACCGGCGUUGCUCUGCUCGGAGAGCCUUCCGUCAUCUUCCUGGACGAGCCGUCCACCGGCAUGGACCCCGUGGCCCGGCGCCUGCUCUGGGACACCGUGGCACGGGCCCGCGAGUCGGGCAAGGCCAUCGUCAUCACCUCCCAUAGCAUGGAAGAAUGUGAGGCCUUGUGCACCCGGCUGGCCAUCAUGGUGCAGGGCCAGUUCAAGUGCCUGGGCAGCCCACAGCACCUCAAGAGCAAGUUUGGCAGCGGCUACUCCCUGCGGGCCAAGGUCCGGAGCGAAGGGCGGCAGGAGGCCCUGGAGGAGUUCAAGGCGUUUGUGAACCUGACCUUCCCAGGCAGCGUCCUGGAGGAUGAGCACCAAGGGAUGGUCCAUUACCACCUGCCCGGGGAGGACCUCAGCUGGGCCAAGGUGUUUGGUGUCCUGGAGAAGGCCAAGGAGAAGUAUGCGGUGGACGACUACUCCGUGAGCCAGAUCUCCCUGGAGCAAGUGUUCCUGAGCUUCGCGCACCUGCAGCCGCCCGCUGAGGACGAGGGGCCCUGAGGAGCCGGCAGGGGCGGGGCAGGCGGGCGCCCAGGCAGGCGUCCCCUCCCUCCCGGUUCAUCUUACCCUGCACCUUUAUUUCUAAUCGCUAUUUUCUGUAACGGACACGAGAAUCGAGGCACAGUAGGGACCGGGCCUUGGCGCCGUCACGCUGCGAACCGGCACGCAAACGUCCAUGUCCGAGGCAGGCGCCGAAGCCCCUCUCUGGAACUCGGGGCCCGGCCAGGAGCGGUCCAGCAGCCCGCGCGGGCACGCCUGGGGGUCUCUGGGCAGAGAGCCGCUCAGGAAGGGGCUGAAUUAGCUGAAGUGCUCGCGACGAGAGCACGCGGGAUGCCCCCACGGUCGCACACGGCACGGAGCCUCCCCGGGGGUGAAACGGGAAGUCUGCCGGGCAGCGGGCAGCAGGGCUCGCCAGGUUGCCCAGAGCGGAGGGAAAGCCGCCCGUGGCCGUCCACGACGGAGGUGCUGGCUGUGAUGAGGCACCGCGGCCUUGGCUCUGGGGGGGUCCUGGGAGUCACUGCGCCACACAGCCCGGGUGCCGCGCCCGGCCGGCCGGCCCCCUCCCACCGGCGUCUUCCAGAGUCAGCUGGGGCCGGGGGAGAAGGCGGUCCCUCGUCCCGAGACGGGCUUCCUGAGAAGCCGCCCGCCGGAGGCCGGCCGGGGCCCGGGGCGGGACCGAGUGACUGUCUGUGGAGGGAUGCACCUACCGCGUGGUGACUGCGGAAAAUAAAGUCUGGGAGGGAACAUGGCCACGUCUCUGAGUCACACGAGAUGGGGGUCACGGGCCCGGUCACUGGCCUGCAGGCCUAGCACGGGCCUCCCACAUCAGGUUUCACACGGACAAAAAAAGCAAGAGCUUGUUUCUGCCAGGUACGUGGUAACUUCCAGAACUCACCACCAGGAGCUGGAGGAAUAAGCCAGACCUGCCGGUGCCGAAGCAGGUUAAAUGGGCACCUGACAGACCCUUGGUCUACACGAGGAAGCGCGAGUGCAGCGGGGCAGAGGGGGAAGCUGGGGGGGGCGGGGGCGGGCGGGGCUCUGACUCGAGGGCCCCUUGUGGGUUUUAGGCCAUUUUCAAGAAGAUUCUUCCUCCACAUCAGCUCCCUUUUUAUUUAUACUCUUAUUUCUUGACGGUUUUCUAAAUGUCCUUUUGACCGCCCCCCCCCCCCCCCCCCCCCCCCCAGAAUUCAGUUUUAGGGAAGGCCUGUCUCAUCACCGUGGCUCCUUCAGGAGUUUCCCGUUUGCAUUUUUACUGGCCUCUGGAGGUCUGUGAAUGCUGCCCGUGGCCUCCAGCUCUUCUGUUCCCCCUGGAAUUCUUUACACCAUCAGCAUUUAGUUCCACAUUAUAAAAAAUAAAUUCGGGGGUCGGUGUGGUCUAAGAUGAGCCCCACAGAAGGCGUGUUCU